GUCACCGCUCUUUUCUUUUAAACGAAGAAGCGCCUUCAUGUGUUGUGAACGGUCUGAAUGAAUGGUUUAAAACGGCGAUACAUUUUUAUUUUACUUCCCAAACGUUGUGGUUAAGAGAAAACUAAAAGAAACGCAAGAUAUGAUGUUGUCAGGGAUACCGUCAGAAACGUGGCAGCCGCCAAAGGUUGCUCUGGAAACAACGAUGGGGACGGUAGUGGUGGAAUUGUACUGGCAACACGCUCCAAAGACCUGCACGAACUUCGCAGAACUGGCCCGUAGAGGGUACUACAACGACACCAGGUUCCACAGGAUAAUCAAAGACUUCAUGGUGCAGGGAGGAGACCCGACAGGAACAGGUCGAGGGGGUGCCUCUAUCUUUGGUAAAAACUUUGAAGAUGAACUCCACCCAGAACUGAAGUUUACAGGUGCUGGUAUUCUGGCCAUGGCCAACGCAGGACCAGACACCAACGGGAGUCAGUUCUUCCUCACUCUUGGUCCCACGCAGUGGCUGGAUGGAAAACACAGUAUUUUUGGACGAGUUUGUCAGGGAAUGGGAGUGGUGAACCGGAUUGGGAUGGUGGAGACAAACAGUCAAGACCGUCCAGUCGAUGAUAUCAAAAUAAUCAGAGCAGAUGUGCCAAGUUAAAUUUUUUACAUUGUUCCAAAAAAUAAAUGUUUUUUUGUAAUUUGUAAAAAAAA
Cynoglossus semilaevis (tongue sole) is the source of this 699-nucleotide messenger RNA. It is a transcript of the gene ppil1, whose product is annotated as peptidylprolyl isomerase (cyclophilin)-like 1. Gene Ontology annotation, biological process: protein folding; protein peptidyl-prolyl isomerization. Gene Ontology annotation, molecular function: peptidyl-prolyl cis-trans isomerase activity. Gene Ontology annotation, cellular component: catalytic step 2 spliceosome. The record is from RefSeq and is a predicted model, not a curated record. Lineage: Eukaryota; Metazoa; Chordata; Actinopteri; Pleuronectiformes; Cynoglossidae. The transcript has 4 exons. The coding region runs from base 140 to 646 and encodes 168 amino acids.